AUGACGUCCUCGCGACCUGGUGGCACCGGCUGGCAAGAAACAGUGUCUAGCACGUCUCCAAAGCUGGCCAACGCAAUGGAGGCUGCCAGAGCUGGGGCUGUCGAGGUUGGACGCGUAAGCCGCCGUUUCCUCCACCGGAUAUGGGACCGGGAGCCAGUCAAUAAUCGCACAAUCAAUGAGCCCGUGUGGUGUCUCGGCUGUUCAUACACGCUUGACACCAAGCAGUACGGCUCACCGUUGUCGUCGUCGUCCCUGUCCCAACUUAGAACAGAUACACCGCCCUUGGACAAGUCACAGCCUCCCGGUACGCAUCAGCACCAAGAAUCUGAUGGCGUCCCGACCAAUACGCCGCCCUUGUCAUCGCUCCCACUGGUAGCGGCAACGACGGCGACUUGCCCGUCAGACACCUCAGCGUCUGCAGCACCAACAGGUCCCCCGCCUGGACCGUCCGACACGAUGUCGGAUUCAGUAGCGAGUGGUUAUGAUUCGUCUUUGGCGUACGAAGAGCCCGGGCAAGAUGGUGGAUGGCCGCCUGCCUUUCUCGACGACUUCGAGUCUCGUAUAUGGAUGACAUACCGCACUGACUUCGCCCUUAUCCCGAGGUCGUGCGACCCACAAGCAUCAUAUGCCCUGUCUUUCGCAAUGCGGAUCAAGACCACAUUUUCGGACUUGACGGGUUUCUCGUCUGAUACGGGCUGGGGAUGCAUGAUCAGGUCGGGUCAAAGCCUUCUCGCAAACGCUAUACUUGUUGCUCGCCUUGGUCGCGAAUGGAGGCGAGAGACGGACCUGGACGCGGAAAAGGACAUUAUUGCCCUAUUUGCAGACGAUCCCCGCGCCCCAUUUUCCCUACACAACUUUGUCAAAUACGGCGCCACGGCCUGUGGCAAAUAUCCUGGUGAAUGGUUCGGUCCAUUGGCAACUGCACGAUGCAUACAGGCAUUGACGGACGAGAAGGAGUCGGGCCUGCGGGUAUACUCAACCGGUGACCUACCGGAUGUUUACGAAGACAGCUUCAUGGCAGUUGCAAAUCCAGAUGGGCGCGGCUUCCAGCCAACCCUCAUUCUCGUAUGCACAAGGCUCGGCAUUGAUAAGAUCAACCAAGUAUACGAAGAGGCUCUUAUCUCAACUCUACAGUUACCUCAGUCGAUAGGUAUAGCCGGCGGUCGUCCCUCCUCCUCCCAUUACUUCAUCGGCGUCCAAGGGCAACGGCUCUUUUACCUGGACCCUCAUCACCCACGUCCCGCACUCCCUUAUCGCGAAGAUCCGAAAGGGUACACGGCAGAAGAACUGGAUACGUGCCACACUCGACGGUUGCGACAACUUCAUAUUGACGACAUGGAUCCUAGUAUGCUUAUCGGGUUUCUUAUCAAGGAUGAGGACGACUGGGACAUGUGGAAGAGUUCUGUGAAGCAUGUUCAGGGCAAGUCCAUCAUCAGCGUUUCCCCGCACGACCCUGCCAGGGGGCAGGGUGGAGGCCGUGCCGAAGCCAUUGAUGAAGUAGAAACUCUAGAGAGUGAUGACGAUGGAGAAACCGCUCUAGGAGCAUAA
Sordaria macrospora k-hell is the source of this 1548-nucleotide messenger RNA. RefSeq lists its product as uncharacterized. The record is from RefSeq and is a predicted model, not a curated record. Gene Ontology annotation, molecular function: protein-phosphatidylethanolamide deconjugating activity. Lineage: Eukaryota; Fungi; Ascomycota; Sordariomycetes; Sordariales; Sordariaceae.